AUGAGGCUUCUUAAUCUGAUGAUGGUAGAAAGGGCAAAUGGAAAGAACCCUAAUAAUGCUGACCUGCGGAACCGAUCAAACCUGGAAUUGCCCUGCUCUGGGCUUCUUACAGGGCAGAAUCAAUGUGUGGAAUGCUGUGCUGGGUUUCUGUUACUUGCAGCUGUGAGUAGUCCUAUAGCUGAAAAUACUACUACCACAUCUAUGGACAUAACAGGGCAUCCUGACUGGAGCAGAGCUGCCAUGUGCGUACAUCUGGCAUGGAGGACACCUUGUUCUCCAGGGAUCUGGUUGCUUGUGUUAAUAUGUGUGAGGCUUUUGUUUUGGUCUAGGGAAGGAGGGAGGGUUAGGGGUAUAUGCAAAGAUGGGGAAAUGAGGAGAAUGGGGGAUGUCAGUGAUUGUCCUUUCUUCCCCGCAAGACCGUUACCAUUG
Messenger RNA from Ilex paraguariensis (yerba mate), 429 nucleotides. Lineage: Eukaryota; Viridiplantae; Streptophyta; Magnoliopsida; Aquifoliales; Aquifoliaceae. The record is from the annotation of a GenBank genome assembly.